GUGUUCACCACAUAGUUCCAAAGGUCUUCCACUUGGCACCACCACCAGAGAAAACAAAAUGAUCGAACCCAUAGGGAAUCAGUACAUUGUGGCCAGGCCAGUGUAUUCUGCAAAUGCUUUUGGGGAAGACCACAGGAAGAAGGAAAGACAUCAUAAGACAUUUCUGGAUCAUCUUAAAGCAUGGUGUAGCUGUUCCACACAAAAGGCCAAGAGAAUUGCCCUGUCUCUGCUCCCCAUAGCAGCUUGGUUACCAGCAUACCGGUUGAAAGAAUGGCUGCUCAGCGACAUUGUCUCUGGUAUCAGCACAGGGCUGGUGGCUGUACUUCAAGGUUUAGCAUUUGCUCUGCUGGUCACCAUCCCUCCAAGAUACGGCUUGUAUGCAGCUUUUUUCCCAGUUCUAACCUACUUCUUAUUGGGCACUUCUAAACACAUAUCUGUGGGUCCAUUUCCCGUUCUGAGUAUGAUGGUGGGAGCAGUAGUUACAAGAGUAGCCUCAGAUGCCGGUACUACCACAAAUUCGUCAAGUAACCUAAUGGGUAAUGAUUCGUUACUGGAGGACAGGAAGUUGUUGGUGGCAACAUCAGUCACGGUCCUUUCUGGAAUCAUCCAGCUGGCCCUGGGGGUUCUGCAGAUUGGAUUUGUAGUGAUAUACCUAUCUGAGUCUCUAAUCAGUGGCUUUACCACUGCUGCUGCCGUUCACGUUUUGGUUUCCCAACUCAAAUUCAUGCUGCAACUGACAGUCCCUGCACACAGUGACCCGUUCUCAAUUUUCAAAGUACUAGAGUCUGUAUUCACCCAAAUAGAGAAGACGAACAUCGCAGACCUUGUGACAUCUCUUGUUAUCCUAGCUGCUGUAUUUGUGGUUAAGGAAAUAAAUCAGCACUACAAAGCACAACUUCCAGUGCCUAUCCCCAUUGAACUCAUCAUGGCUGUGAUCGCAACAGGUGUAUCCUAUGGCUUUGACUUCGAACACAGGUUUAACGUGUCUGUGAUUGGGAAUAUGAAACAAGGAUUUGAGUCACCUAUCACACCUGAUGUGCAGAUCUUCCAAGACACCAUCGGAGACUGCUUCGGUAUUGCCAUCGUUGGCUUUGCAGUGGCCUUUUCCGUUGCCAGCGUCUAUUCCCUCAAAUACGAUUAUUCUAUUGAUGGCAAUCAGGAGUUAAUAGCCUUGGGAGUGAGCAACAUAUUCACUGGAGCAUUCCGAGGGUUUGCAGGGAGCACCGCCCUCUCCAGAUCCGGGGUUCAGGAGAGCACAGGCGGCAAGACACAGAUUGCUGGGAUUCUCUCUGCUGUCAUCGUGCUGAUUGUCAUUGUGGCCAUCGGAUUUCUUCUGGAACCACUACAAAAGUCUGUCCUGGCAGCUCUAGCACUUGGGAACUUAAAGGGAAUGCUGAUGCAGUUUGCUGAAAUAGGCAGAUUAUGGAAAAAGGAUAAAUAUGAUUGUUUCAUUUGGAUCAUGACCUUCAUCUUUGCCAUUGUCCUGGGACUUGGGUUAGGCCUGGCAGCAAGCGUGGCAUUUCAGCUCUUAACCAUCGUAUUCAGGACUCAAUUUCCAAAAUGCAGCACACUGGCUAAUAUUGGAAGGAGCAAUAUCUAUAAGAAUAGAAAGGAUUAUUCUGAGAUGUAUGAGCCAGAAGGAGUGAAAAUUUUCAGAUGCCCAUCUCCAAUCUACUUUGCGAAUAUUCGUUUCUUUAAGCAGAAACUUACUGAUGCUGUUGGCUUUAGUCCACUUCGAAUUUUACGCAAGCGUAACAAAGCUUUGAAGAAACUCCGAAAACUGCAGAAGCAAGGCCUGCUGCAAGUGACUCCUAAAGGAUUUAUAUGGACCGCUGAUGGCUUCAGAGAUUCCGACGAAGAGUUAGACAACAACCGAAUGGAAGAACUGGAUCAGCCGAUCGAUACAGCAGAUCUACCCUUCCAGAUAGACUGGAAUGCCGAUCUUCCUCUCAACAUUGUGGUUCCCAAAAUCAGCCUCCACAGCCUCAUUCUCGAUUUUUCAGCAGUUUCCUUUCUUGACGUUUCUUCAAUGAGGGGUCUCAAAGAGAUCUUGCAAGAAUUUAUAAGGGUCAAUGUAGAUGUGUACAUUGUUGGAACCGACGAUGAUUUCAUAGAGAAGCUUGCUCGGUGUCAAUUUUUUGAUGAUGAAGUCAAAGACUCAAUAUUUUUCUUAACAAUCCAUGACGCUGUUUUGCACAUUUUGAUGAAGAAAGAUUACAGUACUUCAAAGUUUAACCCCAGCCAGCAAAAAGAAACGAAAUUUGACUUUACCAUAAAUACAAAUGGAGGAUUACGUAAUCGGGAAUGUCAGGUACCAAUUGAAACGAAAUUCUAAUAAAAAUAUAAUUCAGAGGGAUCCUCAUCUGUCACGUGAAAAACAACUUUAUACCCAGAAAGUUAUUGAUAAGGUCAUACGUUGUAUUAAGCAUUUUUUGUUUGUUUGUUUUU
Messenger RNA from Heterocephalus glaber (naked mole-rat), 2448 nucleotides. It is a transcript of the gene Slc26a3, whose product is annotated as solute carrier family 26 member 3. Lineage: Eukaryota; Metazoa; Chordata; Mammalia; Rodentia; Bathyergidae. Gene Ontology annotation, biological process: sulfate transmembrane transport. The record is from RefSeq and is a predicted model, not a curated record. Gene Ontology annotation, molecular function: secondary active sulfate transmembrane transporter activity. Gene Ontology annotation, cellular component: membrane.